UUAAUCCCCAUAUCUUUCCCCCAACCUCUUCUCAAAUCAUUUCCAUAUUCCACUUGUAUUCAUUUCCUUCUCAUAACUCUUCAACAUACAAUCAUUUGAACAAAAUACUCAAACCUGAAAAUGUGUUCCUCCAAGCUAAAACUUCAAGAAACCGGUUCUUAUGACAUCAAUGGCCGCCCUGUUCUGCAGCCAACUUGCAACAGAGUUCCACUGAUAGAACGUCGCAAUUCCCUAAAGAAAAACUCCGCAAAAUCUGUCACUGCACCACCAAAGAUCCAAUCUUUACCAACAAAAAUUAGUACCACCCCCACCAAUACUAAUGUGAGUCCUAAAGUAAAGCCUUCAGUAAUCACCCCACCUAUAUCUCCUAAGAUUAAAUCUCCACGACAACCAGCAAUCAAGCGAGGAAACGAUCCAAAUGGAUUGAGUUCUAGUACUGACAAGGUAGUGCUGACACCAAGAACCACUACCAAAGUUGUGACACCGGUGAAAAAGUCGAAGAAAAUUGCACCUUCUGUCGACACCACUACAUUAAAUUACUCACCUUCAUCCAUAGUCGAGGCUCCCGGAAGCAUUGCAGCAGCAAGGAGGGAACAAGUUGCAAAUAUGCAAGUGCAGAGGAAAUCCAAAAUUGCUCAUUAUGGAAGAACAAAGUCUGCAAGGUUUGAGCCUGCAAUAGUACCCCUUGAUGAUGCUACAACUUCUCCAGAAGAAAAAAGAUGCAGCUUCAUUACAUCUAAUUCUGAUCCUAUCUAUGUUGCUUAUCAUGAUCAAGAAUGGGGUGUUCCUGCUCAUGAUGACAGGCUGCUGUUUGAAUUGUUAGUAUUAACUGGUGCACAAGUUGGAUCAGAUUGGACUUCGGUUUUAAAGAAAAGACAAGAAUUCAGGGAUGCUUUCGCAGAAUUUGAUGCAGAAACCGUCUCCAAAUAUUCAGAGAAGAAAAUUAUGUCAAUUAGUACUAAAUAUUCUAUAGCUUUGAGCCAAGUAAGGGGGAUUGUGGACAAUUCUAUCCGAAUUCUCCAGAUCAAGAAAGAUUUCGGAUCAUUUGACAAGUAUCUGUGGGGAUUCGUGAAUUAUAAGCCAAUCGUCACUCAAUACAAAUCAAGCCACAAAAUGCCGGUCAAGACAUCAAAAUCAGAAGGCAUUAGCAAAGACAUGGUAAAGAGGGGAUUCCGGCUAGUCGGACCAACUGUCAUACAUUCCUUCAUGCAAGCGGCUGGCCUCACCAACGACCACUUGACCACCUGUCCGCAGCACCUCCAGUGCCUUGCAUUGGCAUCUCAGACUGGCGCUUUCGUGGCGCCAGCUCUAUAAGACCAUGACAAACACUUGCUAUUAAUUCUACUAGACAGAGUGUAACAUAAUAGCUUAUUUGAUCUCUAACUACACAUUUCAAUUCAUUGUGUGAGAGUGCUUGUUAAAUUAUUAAGUUCUUGAGAUUGAAGUGUAAGAGAGGACACAAGGCAUGUGCAGAGUGGGCUGGAGAAUGGGGACAGAGCCAUGUGUUUGGUUGAGUGGUCAUGGCUUUCAUUUCUUAGUGACCACAACAUCUUCUUGCUGCUAUCCAUUAUUCCAUUGCUCUUUAACAGCCUGUGAAAGAGCACAAUUUCAGAGAUAAAAAGGGCAUUUGGACCAGCCCUUUCAUCUUCAUGUCAAUUAUUGAAUGAUUGUUUCAGUUUUCUAACUUAGAUGUUUAACAUGUGCAAGACAGUAUUGCUUAUCAUAAUCUAGUGUGAAGGGUUUUGAGUGUUUGUUUUCGAGUUUUCUCCUUUUGGAUUGUAUCAUUAUUGACUGUAUUGGAAUGUAAUUAUCAAAAUUCUUGUUCUCA
Daucus carota subsp. sativus is the source of this 1828-nucleotide messenger RNA. RefSeq lists its product as uncharacterized. The transcript has 4 exons. Gene Ontology annotation, biological process: base-excision repair. The record is from RefSeq and is a predicted model, not a curated record. Gene Ontology annotation, molecular function: DNA-3-methyladenine glycosylase activity. Bases 121 to 1314 code for a protein of 397 amino acids. Lineage: Eukaryota; Viridiplantae; Streptophyta; Magnoliopsida; Apiales; Apiaceae.